GUCAAACUUCCCUUUCCUGUAGAUCAAAUCACAGAUCUUCCAAGGAACGAUUUCCAGAUGAUGAUUAAGAUGCACAAGCUAACCUCAGAACAGUUAGAGUUCAUUCACGACGUCCGACGGCGCAGCAAGAACCGCAUCGCGGCCCAGCGCUGCCGCAAGAGGAAACUAGACUGUAUUCAGAAUUUAGAAUGUGAAAUCCGCAAAUUGGUGUGUGAGAAAGAGAAGCUGUUGUCAGAGAGGAACCAGCUGAAAGCCUGCAUGGGGGAGCUGCUGGACAAUUUCUCCUGCCUUUCGCAGGAAGUCUGCCGCGACAUCCAGAGCCCUGAGCAGAUCCAGGCCCUGCAUCGGUACUGCCCCGUCCUCAGACCCGUGGGCCUCCCCGCAGCCUCCAGUAUUAACCCCGCGCCCUUGGGCGUCGAGCAGAACCUGGCCGCCGCGCAGUGUGCGGUGGGCGAAAGCGCGCCCUGCUGCUUGGAGCCCGGAGCGGCUCCCCCCGGCCCCCCCUGGGCCCCCGGCUGCGCCCCGGAGAACUGUACUUCCGGGAGGAGGCCCGAGGGCGCUGAGCCGGGAACCUUCUCAGAGAGGGCGCCUCCUCUUGAAUCCAGGAGCCAGACGGUGACCGUGGACUUCUGCCAGGAGAUGACUGAUAAGUGUACGACUGACGAGCAGCCCCGGAAAGAGUACACCUAG
Messenger RNA from Leptonychotes weddellii (Weddell seal), 690 nucleotides. NCBI's taxonomy places the organism in Eukaryota, Metazoa, Chordata, Mammalia, Carnivora, Phocidae. The record is from RefSeq and is a predicted model, not a curated record.